Messenger RNA from Naumovozyma dairenensis CBS 421, 1302 nucleotides. It is a transcript of the gene CST9, whose product is annotated as SUMO ligase CST9. Gene Ontology annotation, cellular component: synaptonemal complex. Gene Ontology annotation, molecular function: SUMO transferase activity. The transcript has a single exon. The coding region runs from base 1 to 1302 and encodes 433 amino acids. Gene Ontology annotation, biological process: protein sumoylation; homologous chromosome pairing at meiosis; reciprocal meiotic recombination. Lineage: Eukaryota; Fungi; Ascomycota; Saccharomycetes; Saccharomycetales; Saccharomycetaceae. The record is from RefSeq and is a predicted model, not a curated record.
AUGUCUUCAAAUAGUUUGUUUGAUCAACCAUUUGUUUAUUGUGCAAUUUGCCAUCGAAGGUCUGCUAAAGAAGAUCCUCUUGGAUUGACAUCCUGUGCACAUAUUUUAUGUUCCCAACAUUUGAGUCCUUCCAAAAUAUGCCCAGCUUGUAACACAAACGAUAUUUCCAUUAUAAGACUGGUUGAUAAUAAGACAUUACCUAACGACGUUAAGAUCUUUUUUGAGCCUAUUCCUCAGGCUUUAGAAAGUCUGUAUAAUGUAUCUCAAUUUCAAAUAAGCGGCCUCAGAAAACAAUGUCAAUAUUAUCAAAAUCACUGUGUUAAACUUCGAGAGAAAUGUGCUAGACAACAACAGUUAUUAUACAAGGCAAAACAAGAACUGGAUUCUAUUCCUCCCUUGAAGAAACAAAUAACUGAACUGGAGAAUAUAAUUAAGAGACAAGAAGAAAAUAUGAGUAGGACAAAAAACCAGAAUUAUCUGAUAGGCAAUGGAAGGCGUAAUAAUAACAAUAAUAUGUACACCUUCCCCUCCUGUUCUUCUACUUCAUCUUCAAUGGGAAAUCAUCCCCCUCCUCCAACAAUUGAUUUGACUCUAGAUUAUGAUGACGGAGGUAGUGAGAGUGAUAUCAAUAAUAUUGAACAAACAUUUAUAAAUAAAUUGAAGAAAACAUCUUCUUUAAGGAAGAACUUACAACAAAAUAGAAAUAAUAGUAAUAAUAAUUCAGGUAUAAUGAUGACAUCUUCAAAAAAUAUCCCGAUUGUUGCUGAAUCUACUCAGUAUUCUCCUAUGGUACAAGAAAAGGAUCUUCAUAUAGCUUUAUCCUCUUCUUCAAAUGAAGCAAUCUCUUCAGGCCAUUCAUCUUCUAAUCUAACUUUUAACUUGAAUUCAAAUUUGAAUUCAUCAAAAUUUUUACCUACUUCACAUACUACCACAGUAACAAGUGCACUGUUAGGAAAUAAAAAUAAUGAAAAUAAAAAUAGCAAUAAUAACAAAAUGAUGAAACCUAUUAAUAAGAGGAAACAAUUCCCCAAUGCGUUAGAAAACUUAAGAAUCGUCAAACGGAAUAAUACAAUAGGUGCCUCUAAUAGGCCGACAAGAUCGAUUUUGAAUAGUCAAGGGAUUAUAACUCAUAUGAAAAGUAGUGAUGGAUUGUCUUCAACAAGAAACAGACAAGAGAGUAAAACUCAAGAACAAGAAAAUGUAGCCACAAAUAGACCUAAUAAUGCAAAUAUAUUGAGACAACGAGCUUCAUCACAGCAAUUAUUUACGAAAAAUAAUUCCAAGUUUAGAAGAAUUAGAUAA